Pecten maximus is the source of this 2081-nucleotide messenger RNA. RefSeq lists its product as uncharacterized. The transcript is spliced from 6 exons. The coding region runs from base 92 to 1366 and encodes 424 amino acids. The record is from RefSeq and is a predicted model, not a curated record. Lineage: Eukaryota; Metazoa; Mollusca; Bivalvia; Pectinida; Pectinidae. Gene Ontology annotation, molecular function: flavin adenine dinucleotide binding; sarcosine oxidase activity.
GUAUUGUGUCUACGUCAUUCAGUAUAAACUUACAGCAAACUACAGGAAUAAGGCACAGGUUUGGUAUUACACAAGGGACUUUGGAGACGACAUGGCGUUUGUGUACGACCUGUGUGUCGUAGGGGCAGGAAUGACAGGCGCCGCGGCUGCUCGCGAGGCCUCGAUAAUCGAUAAUUACAAGGUGUGCCUUGUUGGACCAGCUGAACCUAAGGUACGAAAAGUUAACACGGGUAAGGAAGUUUUCGGCGCACACUAUGAUGAAGCUAGGAUUGCAUCAUCGACGUCAUCCAAGGUUCCAGUUUGGGGUAUACUGGCAGAGAGGUCCAUUCGUAGAUACAGUGAGCUGGAACAUCUGUCGGGUGUGCAUUUCUACGACAGUGUAGGAUCACUAACCGUCGGAACGAGGAACUCUGAGUAUCUUAACAAAGUAGAAAAACAAGCCAAUAGCCAAGGAUAUGCACAUAGCAUGGACAUAUUGGACAGUCAACAGUUAAGGCGCAAAUAUCCAUUCUUCAAUUUUUCAUCAGAAGAUCAAGGCAUUGCUGAGGAAAAUACUGCAGGUAUUAUAAACCCGAGAAAAAUGGUAAUGGCACAAAUAAGUGUGGCUUCAAAAAACGGAUGUGACGUAAUACGUGAGACAGUGACUGGGAUAGUUCGACAACCAGACGGAAACAGUCGAGUUGUCACGGAAAAUGGGAGAUUAAUAAUGACUAGAAAAGUGCUGUUGGCGACAAAUGUUUUUACAGAGAUACAUAAUCUCCUCGGUGAUAUCAGACCGCUUUACGUACCCAUGCCACAGACUGUUACUCUGGCCGAGAUUUCGCCCCAAGAUGCAACACGUUUACGGAACAUGCCAUCUUUGAAGUACAGAGGAUAUGGAGAGCCGUCUUGGCCGUCCGAUUACCUCAGGAACAACAAUGAUCAAAUCGAUUUCUACAUGCUUCCUCCUGUCAGGUACCCUGAUGGUAAAUACUAUAUCAAGCUAGGUCACAGCGAUGAUAUUUUGAAAGGUCCUUUACAAGUGUCUGAAAUGCAGAAAUGGUACUGCGGAGAAGGGGACAAGGCUUUGGAAGAACAAAUGUUUCGACUUCUACAAAGAUUAUUACCUGGGGUAACGUUCCUCAGCCACCAUGGCGAUGCUUGCAUUACUAUGGUGACGCCUAACUCACAACCAUACGUUGAUCUUGUCACUCCAACGGUUGGCGUUGUCAUGGGUGACAAUGGAUGGGCGGCGAAAUCAAGCGACGAGAUCGGACGUAUUGCUGCUAGGAUGAUAGUACAAUCAGACUGGUCGUAUGACCUUCCAAAACAUAUGUUUAAGUUGUAUACUAAUGUGACAGGCCCACCACCUGCUUCAAAACUGUGAUUACAACACGUAUCUAAGUAUCGUAUAGCUCUUUAAAUGUCUCGAAUUCAUUUGAAAUUCUAAUUGAAUUAUAUAACUAGGUGACUAUACUAUUCACUGCAACCUGCUUUUAUUAAUGUUAUGCACUUGCAUGCAGCCGUAGUGGAUUAAAGACCACAGGGGAAAAGAACUAUGCUUCUGUGUAAAUAUAUUUUGAUUUGAGGCGGUUAUAGAUGUUUAAUGUAUCAGUUUUAUUUAUGUUUAUAGAUACCUUGAGACUAGGUGGUCAUGACAUGACAUGAAAUUAAGGUCAGAGACCAUGUCGAGUUAUGAGGGAGUAAAGUGGAGGUUCAAUUUCCACUAUUGGCCCUAUUUUGACGAAACUCAGUAAUAAAUCCUCAUAAUUAUGAUGCAUUGAUGUGUUGAAAAUUUAAUUAAACCAAUUUGAAAAAAAAUAACCCAUAGUCAAAACGUAGAUCACAGUGAGCCAAUUUUAUGAAUACCAAUUAUUUCAAAUAUAUAAUUUAUUUUGUGCCUUGGUACACAUAGGAACAAUGUAUAUAUUAUUCCAUGUUCUAAUUAUGUUUCCCCAUCGAACGAAUGGAGAUAUGAUGUAUAAGUAGUGGUUCUUCUCAUUCUGUUUCUUUAUCAGUUUCUGGAUCUUUAGAUAUUAUAGUGAUGUUUGUCCAGGCCAUAACUUCCAAAUCGUUGAAGGUAUAUUGACAAAACUUGUAUC